GUCGAUCACGUCAACACCGACCCCCGGCGCACCUGACGUGGCCUGCCGCUGUGCUUGCAGACUGCUCGCCGCUGUCCUCCACCCCGCCGCCUCUAUCUGCCAGCAGCUGAGCAGCAGUAGGCAACCACCACAUCGCUGCGGCUGGUGCGCCAUCUGACGAAGACAAAGAGAGGGAGAGGAGCCGCUGCGGCGGCGAAUGGCGGUGUUUCUCGCUGCCUGGCGGCUGGCUGGCGUGUCCGCGGCUGCCCGCACCCUCCAGACGGCAAAUCCAGUGGUUCUCAGCACUUUUAAUUUCUUGGCUGUCUCGGGAGAAUUCCACCACGGCUUAGCUCGCAAAUUUUUUCAGCACAGAGAGGGCAGAGCAGGCACAGCAGAGGAUAUGCAAGUGUGUGGUUGGCCUCUGUGUGUGCAGGAACGGACCUGUAGAAGGAGAAAUCCACUCGUUCGGCGGUUUCUGCUGAAGGCCGCUGGGCGUUUCUGGGGCAUUGCAGAGGUCACGAGGACCAUGGAUGGCCUCAUUCCCAGGUACAGAUGAGCCACAAACCAUUACAGUGAACAUCAAUUGCAUCGCUUGCGGGCUUUGGUUCAGGCGAGAUCGCCGCCCCCACGACCGAGCCCCCACAGAAUUGCCAGGCGAUGCCGACGAGGUUAUUGCUGCAGCACACGAGGCACACUUGGCUCACAACGACCGGCCCUACCCAUCGACGCCUACGGGCAGUUUGAGUCCGACAAGAUGGUCUGUCCCUUCCCUUGGUUCUGAGCAACGAUGCCUCAGCAAAAGUACGUCAAGAAGACAACCGCCUCACACACGCAGGCGUCACCGAGUCAAUCCUCGCGCCUCGUCCCGUCUACACCACGGGAGAGACGCCCGCCGCACAACGACGGGCCAGCAAGCGACGCGGGAGCCUUUGCGGAGCAGCGGAGAGGAGACGACGGUCGUCGGCUGGCGAUGGAGCCAGGCAUGCCCGCCACCAAUGAAGAAAUGGCAAGGUGAGGCGGGAACCGGGGAGGCACAUACACAUGGCGACUGACUGACACGUAGAAGGACAGGAGGGUGUCAACGGGUGGCUGUUUGGUGUCUGUGUGUGUGGCGUGCAGGUACGUACAGUCGCGCGUGAGGUCUCACGUCGAGGAGUUGGUACGUACCAACGGCAAGAGGGUGGUUGACUUGAGCUCUGAAGUUGUGAGGAGACUCCCACCGGGCGCACACGACAUCAGCCAGAUCAUGGUAAGACGACGGCACGGCCACUGAGAGAGACAAGACGGGGAGGGAAGGCUCUCAUCUGUGUGUGUGUAUCUUGUUGUGUCUGCAGAACGAUGUGCUGCCUGAUAUCUUGAUUGAGGGGCUCCCGAAGUUCAUCAUGGUAACACCGACACUCCCAAUCACACAGAAACACACACCCCUCCUUGCGCCAACAUGAAACCGGUUGAUGCCGUGUGUGAUGCGCUUUGUCUACCAGAUUGGCUUCACCACGGCCAUGCAGCUGACGACCAAGGACUUCUGCCUCGACAGCCGCGUGCAGCAGCUCACCAACGCUUUCAGCAACUUGGGGUUCAAUCUCGCCAUCAGUCUCGCACACGCCAACAUCACAACCACAUGGGUCGAACACACUACUGGUACGCACAGUCACACACCACACACACACAGCCCAACGGACGCACAGACGCUCACUUGUGGUCUGUCCCUGCUGUUUGUGCGUCUGGUCAUUCAGAGGCGUUGGCGGCGCGUCAGCGGCCUCCCAUGGGCAUGUCGGCUGGGCGGCUGGAGGACGCCAUCAGAGCCGCCGUGGCCGACAACAUCCCUGCCGUGAUGGACACGUGCUCCAGUAUCAUGACUAGCGUCGUGUCGGCCCCGGAAUGGACCGAUGCGCAUCUCCACCGCUCCCUGUUCGCCCGUCAUCACCAUGACCCCCACCUCACAGCCACCCGCAGCGGCACAGUGGGGAGGGGCGUCCGGCGGCGCGAGGAGCGGUCGAUCAACACGGUGGUCAACGGGCACUUCUGCGACCCUUUCGGCGUCGGGUUCACCAACUACAAGCGCAUCACCGAGCUGGGCGGGGCCAUCCGACCGGCCAUGCAGCUCAGCGUCCAGGACAGCCGCAUGAAGGGACUCAUCUACUUCAACCGCACAGUCACCGAGGCGGCCGUGCAGAGGCCAUCCGCUCCCCUCGUCUCCCCCGGCACCACCAAGUGGCAAGGCUGGCACAAGCGAGCAGCACCCGAUUCAGCAGCAGACCAGCACGGCGGGCGUGAGGUGGACAACAACCCACUGCCGGCUGCGUGUGUGGAGGCCGCCUUGAGGGAGACCAGGGAGACCAGCGCGGCAGGGGGAGGGCACAGCCGGCCUCCCUUCCACCGGCCGUAUCCCUGCCCGCCAUGGCAGCGCAGAGACCAGCCGCAGUACGAGAGGAGGGGGUUCGUGCCCACUCUGGAAACUUCCCUUUUCGAGACUCGUGCGUCCAGAUGGUCGACAGCCGUGCCGCCAUCGACGGGCCCGCUCCUCCCUCCCCCCGCCCCCUCCUCUUCUCACAAGUGGUCACCAUCAACCCGUCUGUGCAGCGGCACCGCAAUGGGCGGCAUCCACACCCGCCAACCGCGUGACGAGCAGUCCCCUUCCUCGUCUGGCAGUUUCUGCCCUCAGGGAGGUCGGCAUCCUUCCCCUCGAGCGACCAGCCGGUGGCUGCGGCUGAAGAGGACAAGACAGGCAUGCCUGUGCCGAGGGGUGAGGUGCGGGGAGGUGAGGAGGACAGUGGAGGGGGGCGGGAUGGCGAGACUGACGAUCGCAUGAGCACGCUGGAGAACGUGUACGAGUCAGAGGUCGCGCCACCGCCGAGCGACCGGUCGUGUUCGGCCAUCUCGAGCGACGCUGCACCCCCGGCGCCCCCCGUCGCCCCUCCCCUCUCGUCAGCCCCAACACGCGACCUGCCCCCUCUUCAUCUGAGCCAGUACGCCGCAGCAGAGCACCAGUACGGCGAGGCCAGCGAAGACGAGACCCCAAUGCCCGCCAAUGCGGUCCCGUCGAUCGGCUUUGCGCCAGUGCUGCAGCAGACCAGCCAGCUGCCCAGUCCCAGCAGCGGCGCUGAGCCAACGCCUUGUGCAGGACUGCGAGAUGGCGUCAAGGCAACCGACGCGCCGGCAGGGACAGACAAGGGUGAGGAGGGGGAUGGCGUCGACGCUGGGAAGGGCCGAGAGGAGUACCGGGAUGAGUUGGAUGACACCAGCGGCCCGGUGUCGCCGGGAUACAAGGGCGCCACAAUGGCCGAGCUGGCGAAAAGGGCGGCUGCUAUGGUCAAGGAGGCCGUACACAAGAACAAGGAGGAGCGGAAGCCGCUGCUCGUGGCACAGAAAAUCAAGCCGCCGUUCACGUCCCUUCGCAGCACCCUCAGCCAAGAAGCCCGGAGAGAGAUCGACCGCCGACCGCUUGUUCGGCCCCCGCAGCAACCAAGCAACGAAACAGCCGAGUGGCCAUCUGGUCCUAGUGAGGCAUCGGGAAGCUUCCAGCAGCGGCUGUUGGGCGAGGUCCCCCGCUUUGACAAGAUGCCUGAGACGUUGCGCGUUAUCUGCGAGGUGGAGCGGGAGGGAAUGCCGCCAUCCCCCCCGCCCGAGUAUGACUGGGCGUAUCUGAAGGCUGCUGGGGGUGUGCGGCGUCUGGCUGGGGCGGGCAUGCCCUGGCGACCGACAUCUGCUGCCACUGCUGCACCACCGGCACCACCCUUGAUGAAUCCGCCGCUGCCAUCGUCUGGGGCGGCUGGAGCUGAGAUGCGUCUGUCGUCUGCCCCCAUCCCUGCGGCCAUGCCGAGCGAGGGUCGAGGACCUCUGCCAAUCGUGGCCAACGGAAGCCAGGGGGGCGAGGUCAACCUCAAUGAAGACCGUGUGGUGACCGUUAUAGUACCCCAGCCCCUCCUGCCGUCCCCCGCUGCUGCGCCUGCAUCCGUUGGAGUGCCGAUUGCGGCGAUCGGUGUGCCGACCGCUAUGCCGCCACCCAGCAUGUUGUCGUCAUCGCACGAGGGAAUACUGCCCACACCGACUUUUGGUGUGCCGACUCCGGCUUUCGGCUCGCCACCGGCGACUCCGGCGACUCCGGUGGUCGGCCCGCCCGACGUGUUUGGAGGUCCUGUGGUGGCCAACGGGGCGGUCGGCCCGCCCGACGUGUUUGGAAGUCCUGUGGUGGCCAACGGGGCUGGUGCUGCUGCUGCUGCUGCUGCUAUGGAGAUAUCCGAGCGUCCCCCUGUCUUCGCGUCAGCACACGCCCACGGCCACUCCAUUCCGCCGCCCCCGCGUGAGCCGCCAACGUACAUUGGUCAGCCAGGCGCUUACGACCACCCCCACAUGGGCCCACGUCUGCCGCUGACAUCUGUCGGUGCGCCUCCAGCACUGCUCGCCCACCGCCCUCCCAUCCCCCAAGCCAGCAGGGCGUUGAUUCCCCCUCUGAUGAUCCCUGAGCAGCUGCCCGGGAUCCUCCCUCCCCCACUACCCAGGAGCGGCGGGAGCCUACCGCCAACUCAAAUGCAGCCACCUCACCCUCACCCACUCCCACCCCAGCCCCCACCACCACCACUCUCACCCGAGAUGGUGGACAACGCCAGGAGUCCGACUGCAUUUCCGAGAGGUGGUGGGAUGCCCCGCUACGGGCCUGGCAGCAUGGACAUGUCGGCGGGGCUGCUGCAGACGCCACCCAAGCGGGCUGAGGUCAUCAUGAGCACGAUUCCGAGCCAGCCGCCGCCCGCAAUUGAUGCUGGACGAAUGGUGAUGAUGCAGCAACAGUUCAACCACCACAACCACCACCACAACCACAACCACCACCACCAGCACCAGCAGGGUGGCGGCAGACCGGCCGGGGCGGCCACUGUGGCAUCUUCACAGACGUCAUCAGCCCAUCGUCAGGUGCGCCAGACCGACACCCGCCCUCCGGUCACCCGAGAGCAAGCAGCAGAGAGCCAUGCUGCUGGACCAAGUCGCCAGCGGGCCGUCGGCCGAGGGCUGGGCAUCCCACCGCCGCCAGCAAGCAUUUCGCCAUCUCGACCGCACAUUCCACACGGUUCUGCUGGCACACCCUCACAAAGCCCUUACAACGACAGCUAUGGGCCCGACUCGUCCCCCAGUCCGUCUCCCCUCGCUCAAAGCGCACCCAGCGGCGCCCAGCCUACACACCCGACGCAGGCGAGGCAGGACGUGUGCAGCGGCAGUCGCCACACACUCGGCCAGCAAUACGGGCCUGACUUGGGAGCGGAGAGGGGGAGGGAGGGGGAGAGAGACAAGCCCGUGACCCCCAACACCGACAGAGAUGCAGCCCACCAGCCCCCUCACCACCACCAGCACCACCACCGAGGUUCGCCGCCCCCACGACGAGGCCGAGGGGGCCGCCCACCGCUCCGCUCUCACUGGCGGCCUGUGCGUGAGGGAGGAGACGACAGCCCCCAACAAGCCGACCGAGAGGAGCCCAGCAGCAGCGGCUACGGGCAUGUCAAGCGAGGCACGGGGCGGGGCGGCCAGCAGCAGCCAUCCGAGGCUCCACAAGAGGCCGGCGAAGAGGCCAAGCCAGACAACGAGACGUCAGCGGCAUCAGCAGCCCCGCUCUCUGCCAGUGAGAGCAUCACCAUCGAGGCUCCGACCAAGAAUGAGCUCUCAUCGUCGGCCGACCUGACGUCGACGGGCGAGGCGGCCAAGGCAGCCGACGAGAGCUCCCCUGGCCCCCUGGCCAAGCCUGAGGAGCCGCCCGAGAAGGGCAGCUCAUCAACCACCACAACCACCGAUAGGAAGGAGACGGCUGAGAGGCCCGCCCCGGCCGCCGCGCGUGAUCGUCGCCCCUCAGCCCCUCUGUCGUCGUCACUGCCGUCCAUCCCGCUGGCUGCAGGGCAGCGCCCGGUGCGGUACGACUAUGGGUCGCGGGCGAGCCAGGCGUCACUGGACUAUGGCUACGAGAUGGACUACGAGGACGCUUUCCAGACGAGAAACAUCAUGCGCGACCUCGGGCAGCGGGGAGUGACGGUGAAGGUGCACGGGGCAGCGUCGGUGUCCUCACCAACCAAUGACAGCUGGAGCCGCAGCGUCGGAUCCGACCCUGUCGAGCCCCAGCCCCUCACACCCUCUCUCCCUCGGGAUCGACACUUCCAGCAGUCGAUGCGUCACGACGAGGCCGUCCGCGCCUUCUACGCCUCGGCCACCACCACCCCACCGUCCGUCGAUGCCGCAUCAUCCCGCGGCAACCACAUCAGCAACCCGUCACGGACAACAGCGGCUGACACAGCUGCGGCGGGAUCGACGUGCGCGUUGAAGGAGGUGCAUGGCGGCAGCCUCAGCAGCAGAGAGCUGAUGGACGACAGGGCAUACAGAGACCGGGAGAGGUCGCCGUCCACCCCCGACGCACCUGCAGAGAGGGAGAUGGAGCGGCUUAGCGGUUCGCGAGACGGCCUCCCCUUCCCUACGCCAGCCACCUCAGACACACCCACACCACGCACGCCAAAAACACCUGGCGAGAGCAACAGUGCGGGCAGCCAGGACCGCGGGGUAAGUAUCCACACACGCAACGGACGAUGUGUGUGUCACUUAUCAUUAUUCCGAUCGUGUGUUGAUUUGAUCAGUGUGCGUCCGGCUUCUGUUGGGUUCUGAAGAAGUUGCGUGUCUUUUUGUUUCCUAACAUCGCUGCAGCCCCGCACUUUCCCUUGAACGACCUUGAUAUUUGAGCGGUGUGUGUGGGUGGGUGGGUGAGUGUGUCUGUAUGUGUGUUGCAUACAUUUUCUUUAGGGUUGUAGGGUUGGUGGGUUUCUUUCGGCUUUGCCAGCGAUGUGUGUUUUCGGGACAUUUUCUCUUCGUGUGCGUGUGCACCAUACCAUACACACCACACCACACGACACGACAUACACACCUCGGCUGCCAUACACACAGAUCGUCGGCAAGCUAAGCCACGCUACGCACGCUUCACACCCAAUGCGCACACACACCCAUCCGCCCACAUGACAUGCUGUGGUGUGUUUUGUACUGUAUCCGCCCUGUCUGGCUGCUCGCCUGCCUGCCUGCCUGCCUGCCUGUCUGUGUGCGCAUGCACUAGUAUACACUGACGGAUUGUUCGUCUGUCUGUUUGUCUGAUCCUUUGAGAGAGGGAUGGGUGGCGAGAGAGAGAGGUCUUGACGGACAGAACGUACUCGGAUGGAUGGACGGAGACACAAUGUGUUCGGGACUUAUGGGGUCAUUCGCCCUGCACGUGAAGAGCUGCCCCGAUGGUGAAUGCAUCGAUUUGCAC
Messenger RNA from Vitrella brassicaformis, 7240 nucleotides. NCBI's taxonomy places the organism in Eukaryota, Vitrellaceae. The record is from the annotation of a GenBank genome assembly.